This is a messenger RNA of Priapulus caudatus, 1928 nucleotides long. RefSeq names its product translation factor GUF1, mitochondrial-like. Gene Ontology annotation, cellular component: mitochondrion. NCBI's taxonomy places the organism in Eukaryota, Metazoa, Priapulida, Priapulimorpha, Priapulimorphida, Priapulidae. The record is from RefSeq and is a predicted model, not a curated record. Gene Ontology annotation, biological process: positive regulation of translation. Gene Ontology annotation, molecular function: GTP binding; mitochondrial ribosome binding; GTPase activity.
AUGCGUGAACUAAUAAUAACAAGUGAUGUGCAUGUGUUUCAACAGGGUCAUGUAGAUUUCAACUAUGAAGUUUCACGAUCUUUGUCAGCUUGCCAGGGAGCUCUACUCCUAGUUGAUGCCAAUCAGGGAGUACAAGCACAGACUGUCGCUAACUUCUUCUUGGCAUUUGAUUCGGAGCUUACAGUCAUUCCUGUCUUAAACAAAAUUGACUUAAAAAAUGCAGACCCCGAGAUGUGUAUUGCACAAAUGAAGACCGUCUUUGACAUGAGUCGUGAAGAAAUUCUCCUGGAUAAAAUUGACAUGUCGAAGUUUCCAGUAGAAAACAUAAGAAAUUUCUGUAUCAUUGCACAUGUGGACCAUGGGAAGAGCACACUGGCUGACAGACUUCUUGAGAUCACAGGUGCAAUCGUAAAGCGAAGUGACAACAAACAGGUGCUUGACAAGUUGCAAGUUGAACGUGAGAGGGGAAUCACCGUAAAGGCCCAGACAGCUUCCUUAUUUUAUGAAUACAGAGGAAAAACCUACCUUCACCUGAUAGACACACCUAUUGCACAAAUGAAGACCGUCUUUGACAUGAGUCGUGAAGAGAUUCUCCUGGUUUCAGCAAAACUUGGCAUGGGAGUUGAAGAACUGCUUCAUGAAAUUAUCGAAAGGAUCCCACCCCCCAGGGCAGACAUGCUUUCACCGCUGAAGGCCCUGGUGUUCGACUCCUCCUAUGACCGCUACAAGGGCGUGAUAGCAAACGCGGCGAUCCUCGAUGGUCAGGUCAAGGUCGGCGAUCGCGUGACCUUCGCAUUCACGCAGAAGAACUAUGAGGUGCAGAAGCUUGGAGUCAUGCGUCCCCAGGAGGAGCUGGUUAAUUCACUCCCAGCACUGGGACAGGGGUUCAGACUGGGAUUCCUCGGCCUGCUCCACAUGGAGGUAUUUAACCAGCGGCUGGAGCAAGAGCACAACACAUCUGUUAUCGUGACUGUACCCAGUGUCCCAUACAAAUUCAAAAUUAUGGGAGAAAAGAAUAUAAAAAAGUACAGAGGAGAACAUAUCACAAUUAUAAAUCCUUGUGAGUAUCCCGAUGAAGUUAUCAUAACAGAAAAGAGGGAGCCGAUGGUCAUUGGAACCGUCAUCACGCCAACUGAUCACAUAUCCACAGUAACAAAUCUUUGCAUGGCACGGAGAGGCGAGCAGGAGUCGUUUUCUUACAUUGAUGAGAAACGUGCGAUGAUAAAGUUCAAGAUGCCCCUCAGUGAGAUUAUAAUUGACUUCUAUGAUGAGCUGAAGGCUACAACAUCCGGAUACGCGAGCUUUGAUUAUGAAGAUGCUGGCUAUGAGGUGGCAAAUCUAGUCAAGAUGCGGUUUCUGCUGAACAGCGUCGAGGUCGAUGAGUUGACACAUAUAGUGAAUCUAGGUGGCGCUCGCGACACUGGACGCCGCAUUUGUGAGAAGCUACGUGAUUCCAUCCCCCGGCAGCUGUUCGAUAUCAUGAUCCAGGCAGUGGUCGGUGGCAAAGUGCUAGCUAGAGAGAACAUAAAAGCAUUGAAAAAGAACGUGCUUGCAAAAUGCUAUGGAGGAGACGUCAGCAGAAAAAUGAAGCUGCUAAAGAGACAAGCAGAAGGCAAGAAGCGAAUGCGCAAGAUUGGUAACAUUUCUGUCCCAAGAGACGUUUUCAUUACUGUACUAAAGAGAUAGCGCUAGUUGAUUGUAUAAUUAAUCAACUGAUUUACUCCAACAAAUUGUGAAUUGGCAUUUUAGCCAGCUGAUAUUGCGAUGCUUUAAAUUGCUAUCACUGUCUUUUGGGGUGAUUAUUGUUUGAGAUUCUGUAAUUUUGUGAUUAAUUUGAUAUAGAGGAAUGCUUAUGCUGUCAAUUUUAAUGGUGUUAAAGUACCUAUUUAAUUAUGUACAUACAUAUCAAAAGUUAUCAUAUAAAUAAC